Messenger RNA from Aspergillus melleus, 531 nucleotides. RefSeq lists its product as uncharacterized. NCBI's taxonomy places the organism in Eukaryota, Fungi, Ascomycota, Eurotiomycetes, Eurotiales, Aspergillaceae. The coding region runs from base 1 to 531 and encodes 176 amino acids. The record is from RefSeq and is a predicted model, not a curated record. The transcript has 2 exons.
AUGCAACUCACUUACCUCACCGCGGCUCUUGUAGCCGUCACCACUGCCCAUGCCAUUGACGCAUCAGCUACCCCUUCUUCCUCCGGCUCAAUCCCCAGCCCCAACCCGGACAGCAAGAUUGUCGACCAGGAGAUGUUCCCAACUUCAGCCGGCCAAAUUCUCCUCAAUCACGACAAGGAAUGCUACAUCGAGCUCACCGACAUCCAAGGCUGCACCGGCCGCUCCGAGCCAUUCGGAACCGUCAGCAAGUCCACCGGAAACUGCUACGACAAUGGCGCUUACCCUCUUGUCACCGACAUCUGUGACGGCCAGAUCUGGAUCUACACCCACGGCAAAGACAACGAGGAGACGAUCAUCCCUCCCCUGGGUAAGGGCGAGUUUGUUAGUGAGGGCCAGUUCUGGUUCAAGAACUCCACGGGACAUGUCAACGAGGUCCCAUAUAUUAUGGGAUACGUGAAGCCCGGAUGCGAGUUCCACGCGAAGCGCUAUGAUGGGGAUAAGUUGACUUGGACUGGCAGCUGCUAUGCUUAG